GGAGGGACAAAGGAAGAGGAGGAGCGGCGGGAGUCGCGGCCCCAGCCACGCUCCGGCCGCGGCGCCGCCGGUGUCGCCGCCCCGGUACCGGCCGAGCGGCGUUUCCAUCCCCAAACCUCGGCCGGGACAGCAGCAGGAGGAGGAGGAGGAGGAGGCGAGGAAGAGGAAGAUGGCCCGGGAGCCGCAGGCAGAGCAGGGCACGGAGAGCGGGGAGGAGAAAUCCUCACAGCGCGGGGAGGAGAAAUCCUCACGGCAGAGCCUGGAGGAAGAGCCUGUCCUGAGCUUGGAGGAGAAAUCCUCACGGCAGAGCCUGGAGGAAGAGCCUGUCCUGAGCUUGGAGGAGAAAUCCUCACGGCAGAGCCUGGAGGAAGAGCCCGUCCUGAACGGGGAGGAGAAAUGCUCACAGCAGAGCCGGGUGGAAGAGCCCGUCCUGAGCUUGGAGGAGAAAUCCUCACAGCAGAGCCGGGUGGAAGAGCCCGUCCUGAGCUUGGUGGAGAAAUCCUCAUGGCAGAGCCAGGUGGAAGAGCCCGUCCUGAACAGGGAGGAGAAAUCCUCACAGCGGAGCCGGGUGGAAGAGCCCAUCCACCACAGGAUCCACACCGGGGAGAAACCCUACGGGUGUCCCCAGUGCCAGAAGAGGUUUCGGAGCAGCUCGGAGCUUCUCAAGCACCAGCGCUCGCACACGGACGAGAAACCGUUCCGCUGCCCCGACUGCGGGAAGGGCUUCAGGGCCAACGCCACCCUGACCACCCACCGGCUCAUCCACACCGGGGAGAAGCCCUACGGGUGUCCCCGGUGUGGGAAGAGCUUCAGGACGAGGUGCAGCCUGAUCUCCCACCACUUCAUCCACACGGGAGAGCGGCCCUACGACUGCGGGCAGUGCGGGAAGAGCUUCCGACGGAGCUGCCACCUGGUCGCCCACCAGAAGACACACGCGGCACGUCAGCGCGGAUCCCCGGGGGAAAAACCCAGCCCGGUACCGGGAGGCGGCCGGAGCUCGGAGCCGGGGCCCCGCAAGCGGCCCCAGCAUGGGAAGAAGCCCCAGAGGUGCUCGGAAUGCGGGAAGAGCUUCACGUGCAAAUCCUCCCUGCUCUACCACAGCAAAAUCCACAGCGGGGAGAGGCCCUACAAGUGUGGGCAGUGCGGGAAGAGCUUCAUUUUGGGCUCCGAGCUGGUGAGACACCGGAGGAUCCACACCGGGGAACGGCCCUACAAGUGCGGGCAGUGCGGGAAGACCUUCAUGAGGAGCUCCCACCUGCUCUACCACUGGAGGAGCCACACCGGGGAGAGGCCCUACAAGUGUCCCCAGUGUGGGAAGAGCUUCAGGACGAGCUCCUGCAUGAUGGAGCACCGGAGGAGCCACACCGGGGAACGGCCCUACGAGUGCGGGCAGUGCGGGAAGAGCUUCACGCUGAGGUCCCACCACAGGAUCCACCGGAGGAUCCACACCGGGGAGAGGCCCUACGGGUGCGGGGAGUGCGGGAAGAGCUUCAGGACGAGCUCCUCGCUCAACGCCCACCGCAGGAUCCACAGCGGGGAGAGGCCCUACGAGUGCGAGCAGUGCCAGAAGAGGUUUCAGACCAGGCCUGGCCUCCUCAGGCACCAGCGCUCGCACACGGACGAGAAACCGUUCCGCUGCCCCGACUGCGGGAAGGGCUUCAGGGCCAACUCCGUCCUCGUCAACCACCGGCGCACCCACACCGGGGAGAAGCCCUUCGGCUGUGGGGAGUGCGGGAAGAGCUUCGGUUGGAAGUGCCAGCUGAAGGUCCACCAGAGGAGCCACACCGGGGAACAGCCCUACAAGUGUGACCAGUGCGGGAAGAGCUUCACGCAGAGCUCGGGCCUGAGCGCCCACCAGAGGAGCCACACCGGGGAGAAACCCUACGGGUGCGGGGAGUGCGGGAAGAGCUUC
Messenger RNA from Lonchura striata (white-rumped munia), 1912 nucleotides. The record is from RefSeq and is a predicted model, not a curated record. NCBI's taxonomy places the organism in Eukaryota, Metazoa, Chordata, Aves, Passeriformes, Estrildidae.